AUAAUGUUGGAGUCGAGUUUAGACACUCCCACAUCUUUAUGGAUAUUUUACUCCUUCAUAUUCAGACAGUCUAGUUUGAAAAUAUGUUAUAUAGACCUGAACUCAGACUGAAGCUUUGAUAAAACAACUCAGAGUCUCAGCGUGUGCAUAGCUGGAGUACGAAAACAGAGCGCUCUCUAUUUCUGGACAUGUGCAGUAGAAGUCCCUUCAUACAAGUGAACAAACUACAGGCUUUCUGUAAUCUAUCUUACAUCGAUCCUUCUGCACAAAUGGCCACUAAUAGACAAAGUUUUAUUCCUCUCAGCACAAUCAGUCCUAAAUUUCUACAUUCUAAUUCCACAAGUCACACUUGGCCCUUUAGUGCCAUAGCUGAAUUAAUUGAUAAUGCAUAUGACCCGGAUGUUCACGCGAGACAGAUUUGGAUAGACUGGACACGCAUCAAAGGCCUAGACUGUCUCUCUUUUACAGAUAAUGGGGUGGGUUUGACCAGAGCUAAACUACAUAAGAUGCUCAGCUUUGGAUUCAGUGAGAAGAAAGCAGUUAGAGGUCACAUUCCAGUCGGCGUUUAUGGUAACGGGUUCAAAUCAGGUUCCAUGCGUCUGGGGAAAGAUGCAAUCGUUUUCACCAAGACCAGAGACACAAUGAGUGUGGGUCUCCUCUCCCAGUCUUACCUUGAAGCCAUCGGAGCCCAGCGAGUCAUGGUGCCCAUCAUCACGUUUAGACGUGACGGACAUAACCACGUGGAGGAUGGAGCCAGUCUGAGAGCGAUCCUCAAGCAUUCACUCUUUAGCUCGGAAAAAGAGCUGUUCACAGAGCUCCGAGCCAUCAGCGCCACCGGCCCCACAGGAACACGGAUCAUCAUAUGGAAUUUGCGCACGUCCACAAAUGGUGAUACCGAAUUUGACUUUGACACCGAUAAAUACGACAUACAGAUCAGAGCAAACUUCAUCAAUGGGAGGGGUAACAGCGGUCUCAUCAUGAUCCCGGAGAGUGAAUACUCAUUACGGGCAUACUGUAGCAUUUUAUACCUAAAGCCUCGCAUGCAAAUUAUUGUUCGUGGGCAGCGAGUUAAAACCCAACUGAUAUGCAAAAGUCUGGCUCUUAUCGCACAAGACAACUACAGACCAUCAUUCCUUAACAAGCGAGUACGGAUCACCUUUGGCUACAACACCAGAAGCAAAGAGCAUUAUGGGAUUAUGAUGUACCAUAAAAACAGGCUAAUAAAACCAUAUGUGAAAGUGAGCUGCCAAAGUAAGACUGAAAGGAAAGGUGUGGGAGUCAUUGGCGUUAUUGAGUGUAAUUUUCUCCAACCCACUCACAAUAAGCAGGACUUUGAUGACACCGAUAAAUACAGGAAGACGAUGCACAAUCUCAGUAUUAAGUUGGAGGAGUACUGGAACGAAAUCCGCUACAAGCGAAAGAAAGAGGAUCCAAAGGGCACAGUUGCAAUAGAAGAUGUGUUGAGCUGUUUAGUAGAAGAGGAACUAGAUGAUGAAGAGGAAGACCAGAAGCCGUACCCUAAACCAUUUAAACGCCAGCGGAGAAACACUGUCAGGAGUCUGUCUGAAGAGAAUGAACCAGAGAAAACACAGACUGAGGACAUUCAGGCAGAGCUAACAACCAGUCAUGCACAACUCACCCUGUCCAGACAGCCACCAGACUUUGGCCAAUCUGAGUCAAACCGAUCACUAGCGGACAGGUCACCGCUGCCCCUCAUCAACCUGACCGCUAUCUCCAACACUCUUAGAAGAGCAAAACAACGGUCAUCUUCCAUUGAAACACAGACUGAGGUGUCGUCAAUCUCUUCUGCCUCCCUUCCAGGCCCACAACAAGAGCUCUCGUCUCAGGAACACCGCAGGCCUGCUUUGAAAGAGGAGAGAAAGAGUCAAUCCGACACACUUGUGAGCAAAGCUGAGAACGGCAUGAUGAAAGGAUUCGAGUCGCAUCAGGGGCCUGCCGCUACGGAGGAGAUGUGCGAAGGAGAUGCAUCAUUCAGGACGGGAGAGGAAUACAGCUCGGCUGUGGAGGAGAUAAUUGCAUCGCCUCUGAAAAAUGAGAAGAGAGGAGUAUUGCAUGACGAGAUGGAAGAGGAUGAGGAAUGGAGCAUGGCAGAGGCGCAACGGUGGCAAGAUGAGCCGAUGGAACUGAUGCAGAAGGCAGUGGAAGAAAGAGAUGCCUGUCGGGAGGAACUGGAAGUGCUUCGAGAGCACGGUGCCGCUCUAGAGGCUGAAAGGACUCAGCUCAUCAGCAGGCUGGAGAUGGUAGAAGCAGAAAAGCUCAGUCUUUCAGCCUUAUGUGAUCAGCUCAAGAGUGAACUAUCCAAGCUCGCGGUGGAAAAAGAUGAGCGGUCGACGCUGAAGAGACUGCGUGUAAACCUGAGCCACCUGCUGGUGUCUUUCAUCCCCUCACUUCAUCUAGAAACUGUGGACUAUAACAGUGAUGUCAUCGAUCAGAUGCUCAUUCAGGUUCUAGAAAACAUUAAGUAGAAAAUUGUUGUUGAUCAUAAGAACAUUGAGAGUCACGAUGGGAUAAAAGUGUUUUUUUUUUGAAAGUUGAGAGAGAAGGCAGCUUUGCAACGAGUGGGCGUGGUUUCAGCACUCAAGUCCAAUUUAUAGUCGUGCGUAAGGUCUACACCUGUAGCCUCUGCGUAGCCUGACAUGCACCUCGCCAAAUUUUUAAGUGCGCUUCAGUUCUAUGCGGACCACAAGUGCUGUGAUUGGUCCACUAGAUAUAGAUAUUUCCAUUUGCAACGGUGAGAACAAAGAUGGGCCAAGUUGAGAAUUGAUUUAACUCAAACUGCAAACUGCACUAUAACCAGCCCUUUACGGCGGACACGCCCCCAGCACUUAAGAGAAGAGAAUGCUGCUUCUUUUACCCCAAAUUUCAUAACUUAUUUUAUUCAUUUGGUGUUUUUUUGUCAUUCAAAUGUGGCUGGGUGGUUAAUAACACAUUUUUCUGUGGUGUGACAAACUCAGAACACAUAUUUAAUAUCACUUUACACAGACAGACCGAUUUCCCACUGUUUCCUUUUGGUUUUAUAAUGCAGUGACAUUCAUACAUUUUUCUGUUUAAUUGUUGAAAUACGUUUUGAAAUUACAGUAUCUGUUAUUGGAGUGAAGAUUUAUUAUUGUUCUUGCUCCAAUUGUGAAAUGUUCGAUUUUCUGAUCUCAAGGAUACAAUUUUAUUCAAUGACACUGUCACUUGUAACAGUUUAGGAUCGAAGUGUUGAAUCACAAAACCAAACUUUAAUUUAACAUAGAAUAAUAAAGCACUCCAACGUAAUUUUGCAUGUAAUACUUGUCC
Molecule: messenger RNA, 3303 nt
Organism: Paramisgurnus dabryanus
Lineage: Eukaryota; Metazoa; Chordata; Actinopteri; Cypriniformes; Cobitidae
Gene: morc3b
Product: MORC family CW-type zinc finger 3b
Cellular component (GO): nucleus; PML body
Molecular function (GO): ATP hydrolysis activity
Source: RefSeq, a predicted model, not a curated record